Molecule: messenger RNA, 633 nt
Organism: Trichomonas vaginalis G3
Lineage: Eukaryota; Parabasalia; Trichomonadida; Trichomonadidae
Product: Poxvirus D5 protein-like family
Exons: 1
Coding region: 1-633 (210 amino acids)
Source: RefSeq, a predicted model, not a curated record
AUGACAAACUUAGAAAACAUCUGCGGUAAAUUUAACUCUUCAAUAGAGAAUAUGAAACUUAUAGUAUGUAACGAACUUCAAAGUAUAGAUACAACAAAAGUUUUGAACUCAGAUGCUUUGAAGAGUCUUAUAACAGACAAAGUUGGAGUUGUUGAAAGAAAGUAUAGAGACCAAAGAGUUUGUGAAAAUGUUGCAAACUUCGUCAUGGUUUCAAACAAUGCUGUUCCGAUGAAGUUAGAAAGUUCUGACAGAAGAUAUGUAGUUGUCAGAACGUCAGAAGCUCAUAUGCAAGAUACAGAAUAUUUUGACGACUUAGCAGAAACUUUGACAUCUGACUUUUACAACCACUUGUUCUCAUAUUUCAUGACAUUAGAUAUUUCUAAGUUCAAUCCAAGACAAAUUCCACAUACCGAAGAGAGACAAACAUUGUUAGAAGCAAACAAGAGUGUAUAUGAACUGUUCAUAGAUGAAACUGACUUUGAGUGUUUAGAUGAAAGGUCAUUGUACGAUUCGUAUAAACAGUAUUGUCAAGAAUAUGGUUAUAUGACAGCGUCUAAACGAACAUUCUUGGCAAAUGUCAAAAGUCUUUUAGACGUACAGAAUGGUGUAUAUACAAAGAAAAAUUUUUUCUGA